Molecule: messenger RNA, 693 nt
Organism: Umbelopsis ramanniana AG
Lineage: Eukaryota; Fungi; Mucoromycota; Umbelopsidomycetes; Umbelopsidales; Umbelopsidaceae
Exons: 3
Source: RefSeq, a predicted model, not a curated record
CAUGCUGGUUCUCCAAGCUGAAGCUCAGGCUCAACCUGCUGCAAUUACAGUUACUAGGUAUACCACUAUUACACAAUACGAAUAUACUGGUGUUCCGCAGUCCCAGCCUACCGCUGGUCCCGAUGGUGAGGGUAUGGGGGCUAGUGCUAGCGUAGAUGAAGACUCCGUGAUGGCCUCUGCUACUGUCUCUGGUAAGGCGGCCAAAGAAACCUCUGUGGAUGCUUCAGAAUCUGGCAUGCCUUCCAUUGAAAGAAUUGCUAAGGACAAGGACAUGAAGCCUACUGCUUCUGUCAACCCCAACGUCAGCGUGUCUUCCAGUGGCACUGCUCUGUUCACCUUCACACCCCUUACUUUGGCUCCAGAAAAGAGCAAGGCUAUGGCAUCUGCUAGCAAGUUUGCUGUGGACCCCCGACCCUCUGUUACCAGACCCAACACCAGUGGCGCUGAUGUUUUGUCAGCUAGCAAGCUUGCUGUUGCUGCCAUCGCUGCAGUUGCUGGUUUGGCAGUGUUGUAAAUGGUGGUCUAGCAAAUCCUCUCUCUCUUUCCUCAAGCUAGCACCCAAUGAAACCUCGCAGUUCACCUGUUCCAUAAUAACCGUCCACUUUCUAUCAUCUGUAUACUAAUCGAAACUUUCGGAUCACUUUAUGUCAAUAGUCGUAGCACAAACAACGAUCGCCGAAAAGCCUUCCAAAC